Adineta ricciae is the source of this 1134-nucleotide messenger RNA. Lineage: Eukaryota; Metazoa; Rotifera; Eurotatoria; Adinetida; Adinetidae. The record is from the annotation of a GenBank genome assembly.
AUGGUAAAAAACGAACACCAACUGCAACCGAUGCCAUGGGACACACAUCAUCAUCAUCAUCAACAGCAACAACAACAGCUUGACUAUUAUAUGAAUACACCCGCAACUUCCUAUACAAAUGUCAACUUAAUCAUCAAUAAUACCAAUCGCAUUAACUGUAAUGGAACUAAUCAAGCGCCAAUCGAAGCCAAACUGAGCCCAGUGCCAGCGGGCACAACGCUACAGACUGUUCCGACUUCGACACAGAAAUCGCGGCCGAACUCAACAAAGAAUUCCUCGUCAUCGUCGCCUCCAACUGACUUUACAUCAACGUCAACUCCUCAACAUAAAGAAUUCUAUCCAUGGAUGAGUGACAAGAAGCACGGAACAAAUAAAAAUAAGAAUACAUCGAAAAACAAUUCAGGACAUAAUACAACAUCAACAUCGUCAUCGUCGUCAUCCUCCGAUAAAAGCAAUUCAACACCAUCGAAACGAGCUCGUACAGCUUAUACAAGUGCUCAGUUAGUUGAACUUGAAAAAGAAUUUCUUUAUAAUAAAUAUUUGAAUCGUCCACGACGAAUUGAAUUAGCACAAACGUUAAGUUUAACUGAACGACAGAUCAAGAUAUGGUUCCAAAAUCGUCGAAUGAAGGAUAAAAAAGAUGGGAAAAGCCGAACGUCGUAUAACAAUGGCUGUAUGCUUAGCCUGAACAAUUCUCCAUUGGCGACAUCAACAACAGACAAAGAUGAAUUAAAUUCAUCGUUGGCUCUUCGUUCAUACCAUCAUCAUCAUCCUGCUCAACAUCAUGGAUACUAUCAACCACCGCCACCUUCAGCCAUGUCCGUCCCAUUUUCAACAUCACCAUCAUCAAACUAUUCGAAAUCAUUUCAACAACAAAUCGAUUAUACGACAACACCACCGACAGAUAUGUAUGACAUGUCAGCAAACUAUUGUCUCAAACAAUCACCGACAUCUCCAUUCAAUCCCUCGACUUACUAUACGAACAAUGUAGGAAAUAAUUUGAAAACGAAUUAUUUACCAGCAACUUCCUAUGAACGUCCACCAGUACCAUUCGAUUCAUAUUAUUUUACUUCGGACACAUCAUCUGUUGUACAUCAUCAACAAUCCGGUCCAAAUUUGCCUCCAUUCGCAUAG